GCGAUGGAAAUUGCUUGUUCAGAUGUUUGUCUUAUUUUUUUUCAUAUUAAAAAUUUUUUAAUAUUGUUUUUAUUCUCAGUUAUUGUCAAUGAAGAUACAAAAAAUGUAUGCGUCAGUCCAAAACUAACAGCGUCAAAAGUGAAACUUUUUAUGUAAUUCAAAAACUGUCAAUGAGUGUACAAAAAAAUACAUUGCAGCAAAGAAAAAUUGACUGGAAAUUAUAAUAAAAAUGGUUUAUAAUAAAAAUCAAGAAAAAUCUACAGACUAUCCCGAAUUAAUUACUACGAAAGUUUUACUCUUUUUACCAUGGAAGAAAUUCGUCAUUCUCAGCAAACAGGCACAAAUUCUUUACCUCAUAGUGUGCCAAUAAUUUUCAAUCAUUCAGCAUCAACAAAUAAUACCCAUCGACGAGGAAGAGCAAAAGGAACAAUGCAUGCCUUAAUGUCUGAAGCUUUACCGCUAGAUGAAGCCGCAAGAUUAGAAAUGAAAUUACUACCAACCAAAACUCCUGUCUCCGUUCUUCAAGAAUUAUUAUCACGAAGAGGUACAACCCCUAAAUAUGAACUUGUGCAAAUUGAAGGCGCAGUUCAUGAGCCAACUUUUCGUUACCGAGUAACUGUUGCUGAUGUUGUUGAUCCAAUUGUUUCAGCUAUGGGGACCGGUAGGUCCAAAAAAGACGCUAAACAUGCUGCUGCCAAGGCUGUUUUGGAUAAAUUAAUUGGUGUCAGUAAUCCUGAAAAUAAUACAACAGAUGCACCAAUAAUGAAUAAUAUGGUCGAUUCGCAAAAUGUACAACAAGAUGUAACAGGAAAUUAUGGCGAAGAUAAAGUUAUUAAUAAUCCUAUUGGAUCUCUUCAAGAAAUGUGUAUGUCAAGACAUUGGCCACCACCAAAAUAUACUAUGGAAGGUGAAGCAGGUCUUCCACACGAAAGACAAUUUACAAUUGUAUGUUCGAUGCUUAAAUAUAAACAAGUUGGACAAGGCAAAAGUAAAAAAUUAGCAAAACGUCAGGCAGCUCAUAAAAUGUGGCAAGCUUUACGAGAUGCAACAGAUCAAACUUCCGUUUCCAGCUGUGGUGGUAGCGGUUUAGAUGAAGAUGAGAUUGAGCGGAAUGUAAUAAAUAUAACAGCUCGAUAUGCAUCUUUAAAAGAUAGUAAAAUAUCAACACUUACUACACCUCAUAGUCACAAAGUAUCACAAUUUCAUAAAAAUCUUAAGUCUUCCGCCGGCUUGAAAUUGUCUGAAUUGCAGAAUACCUGCUUGAAUGAUGGUGUGGUAAAUUUGGUACAAUUCUUACAAGAAAUUGCAUCUGAACAAUUGUUCGAAGUCACAUAUGUAGACAUUGAAGAAAAAUCUAUAAGUGGCAAAUGUCAGUGCCUUGUGCAGUUGUCAACUUUACCAGUAGCAGUAUGUUAUGGCUGUGGUAUUACUAGUAAAGAUGCUCAAGCAAGCGCAGCGCAAAAUGCUUUAGAAUAUCUAAAAAUCAUGACAAAAAAGUAAAUUUAUGAGCAUAGGAACAUUUGUUUUAUAAAAGUCAUCAUUUCUGUCGGAAUUAAAUACAAUAGUGUCAUUAUUACAAAUAACUAUCACUGCUUAGUAAAUGAUGUAAUUAUUAUUGUGAACAACGGUAAUGAUAAUAAUAAUAAUAAUAAUAAUUAUAACACUAAUAAAAAUAAGACUCUCCUUAGAGAUAAGAAUAUAAACAUUGAAUAUUAUAAUAACAAUCGAUAAUUAAAUUACAUGAGUUCUCUAAUUUUUUAACCAAUUUGUUCCUCUAGAGCAUAUAUUAUCUCGUCAUCUAUAUGUAGCUGAAGGAGAAAACAGUGUUAUAAAUGGCUUGUAGAUUUGGAGAAUCGAUUUUAUUUCAUGUAUUAUAUUUAAGAUUGAAAAAAAUGCCUCUUUCUUUUAUUUGAUAUUAUAGAAUACUUAAAUUAAAGUGUCAAUAGAACUUUUA
Molecule: messenger RNA, 1954 nt
Organism: Chelonus insularis
Lineage: Eukaryota; Metazoa; Arthropoda; Insecta; Hymenoptera; Braconidae
Product: interferon-inducible double-stranded RNA-dependent protein kinase activator A homolog
Exons: 7
Coding region: 307-1500 (397 amino acids)
Biological process (GO): regulation of regulatory ncRNA processing; siRNA processing
Cellular component (GO): cytoplasm; RISC complex; nucleus
Molecular function (GO): double-stranded RNA binding; siRNA binding
Source: RefSeq, a predicted model, not a curated record